This is a messenger RNA of Dovyalis caffra, 192 nucleotides long. Lineage: Eukaryota; Viridiplantae; Streptophyta; Magnoliopsida; Malpighiales; Salicaceae. The record is from the annotation of a GenBank genome assembly.
AUGGGGGCUAGAGAGGAAGCGAGUGAGUGUGAUAGAGGCUCGGGUCCGGUGGCUUCGAAGGCGUUGCCAAUAGGUUGGCGAGAGGAAGAGAGCACGUGUGGUAGCUAUGGGCGUGUGGAGGCGGUAUGGAGGCGUGGAAGGUUGGCGAGAGGUGAGGCUAGUAUGGAGGUGUGGAAGGCUAGUGAGAGGUGA